Maudiozyma barnettii is the source of this 2211-nucleotide messenger RNA. RefSeq lists its product as uncharacterized. The record is from RefSeq and is a predicted model, not a curated record. The transcript has a single exon. Gene Ontology annotation, biological process: protein O-linked glycosylation via mannose. Gene Ontology annotation, cellular component: membrane; endoplasmic reticulum. Bases 1 to 2211 code for a protein of 736 amino acids. Lineage: Eukaryota; Fungi; Ascomycota; Saccharomycetes; Saccharomycetales; Saccharomycetaceae. Gene Ontology annotation, molecular function: dolichyl-phosphate-mannose-protein mannosyltransferase activity.
AUGUCUGCUACAACUAGUGUCGAAAUAGAAAAGGAAGAUGAUUCCUUGGACUAUUCGAAAUUCAACUCAGUAAAUCUUUUGGGAAAAGGACUCCCAGAUUCUCCUAUAACAUAUAAUCGAUAUUGCUUGCUGGUCACAUUCAUAGCCUUGGUAGUACGAUUGGUUAAAAUUACGUUUCCUUCUGCUGUCGUUUUCGAUGAGGUUCAUUUUGGGAAAUUUGCAUCAUACUACUUAGAAAGAAGAUUUUUCUUUGAUGUGCAUCCUCCCUUAGCAAAAUUAUUUUUUGCAUUAAUAGGAUAUUUAGCCAAUUAUAGUGGAUAUUUUAAAUUUGAUUACGUUGGACAGAGUUACAUAGAGGAUGGCGCAGUAGUGGCACCUUAUGUUGCAUAUAGGGUAGUCAAUGCUAUAUUAGGUACAUUGAUAGUGCCACUUAUUUUUAACUCUUUAAAGGAAUUGAACUGUUUUGCAAUAACGUGUGCAUUUGGGUCUUUACUUUUCGCUCUUGAUAAUGCUCAAGUAUGUCAAACAAGAUUUAUCUUCCUGGAUACACUGCUAUUGUUGAGUAUCAGUGCUACAUUAUAUUCCUAUAUCAGAUAUUAUAAAUGUGAAAUAACUCAUGGGAAAUCAUUUACGAGGGAAUGGUAUAUAUGGUUGAUUCAAACAGGAAUAUAUUUGUCAUGUGCCAUAUCUUGUAAAUAUGUUGGCGUGAUGACGUAUGCAACUAUUGGAAUAGCUGUAUGUUAUAAUCUAUGGCAAUUAUUUUGUCAGUCAAAGAGUACUAGUUUAAGGCUUUUUAUGAGAUAUUUUAUUCAAAAGUUAAACUAUUUGGUCAUGUUACCAUUUCUGUUGUAUCUAUUUUGGUUUUGGAUUCAUUUUCAAAUUCUUAUAUAUGAUAGUGAGGAGAGUGAAUUUUUGUCUGAAGCAUUUCAAGAUAGUUUAAUACCUAACAAAGCCUUUUUAGAUCAUCAUGAUCAGUUUAAUGUUAGAUUCUUUGACAAAAUUACCAUACGUCAUGAUUUUUCAGAAAUAUUUUUAAGCGUGGAUGACGUUACUAAUAAUACAUUAUUGGGUACUUAUGUUACUAAUGAUAAAGUAAUAUGGCAAAUCAUACCAGAGCACGAUUGUGAGGAUUUUGGAUGUGAUUCAGUGUUGACAUUGAACACAAACGUAAAAUUUAAGAACAUUUACUCUGGGAAAUAUUUAUCAUCAAACAAUAUGUUGAAUGAUCCGACAGAUGUGCGUGGUGAAACGACAAAUUUUACAAUGGUUGAUAAAGAUGUAGCAGACACUUAUAUGUAUGAGCACACAUUAUUUAACCUUUUACCCUUAAGGGAAAUCGAUUAUGGUCAUGUUGUAAGUUCUAACAAGACUGCCUUUAAAAUAUUUAAUACAGGAGUAGAAUGUACAAUUUAUAUGGAUAACAAGACAAAUAGCGACUCUUAUAAUGAUGAACAACUAAUCAUGGCUAAUAUGGACCUUAAUAGGAUUGGUUUUGCGUACAAUGAUUGGAAAAUAGAUAGAAUUAUUGACAUAGAUAAAGAAAGGAAAGAUGAGGCAACAGAGAGGAAAUUUAAAGAAUAUCCAUUUUUCAGUAAAUGGUCAGAAUUACAGAAUGCAAUGUUUAUGUACAAUAAUGAUUUAUCAUCCGAACAUGAUUUUGCUUCACAGCCAUCGUCUUGGCCAUUAUGUCUCAGUGGAGUUCUAUAUUGGACUAAAGCCGAAGAUAGGGAUCAGAUAUAUUUUAUUGGUAAUAUUAUUGCAUGGUGGCUUGAGGCUGCUACUCUAUUAAUAUAUGUUGUAAUAAUAAUGAUUGACAUAUUAUUACCUAGUUGGGUCAUAGGAUUAGUUACUUGUGAAAUGAGAGAAGUUUUCUUCGGACCACUGGCAUUCCUAUUUAUAGGGUGGGCCUGUCAUUACUUCCCAUUCUAUUUAAUGGAAAGGCAAAAGUUUCUGCAUCAUUAUUUACCUGCUCAGAUGAUAGGAUGUCUAUUUACCGCUAUUUUCUGGGAAGCUCUUCUCCAAACAAACAAGACAAAACAAGAAGAUUAUACACGGUUAGGAAGGCGAUUAUAUUCAUUUUAUAUGUUUCUCCUUGUCCCAAUAAUAUCAUGCUUUGUAUUCUAUGCUCCUAUCAUUUAUGGGUGGCCCACGCUAGAACCUGAACAGAUACAGCAAAGGGAAUUGUUGGAUAUCCAUCUUAACUUCACAUGA